This is a messenger RNA of Trachemys scripta elegans, 1706 nucleotides long. Its product is annotated as histone H1.10. Lineage: Eukaryota; Metazoa; Chordata; Testudines; Emydidae. Bases 197 to 850 code for a protein of 217 amino acids. Gene Ontology annotation, biological process: nucleosome assembly. The transcript has a single exon. The record is from RefSeq and is a predicted model, not a curated record. Gene Ontology annotation, molecular function: DNA binding; structural constituent of chromatin. Gene Ontology annotation, cellular component: nucleosome.
CGGAGCCCGCCCAGGCAGGCAGGCGGAUUGCAUCUCUGAGUGAGAGCGGAGCGAGCAGCCCCUGGUGCUUCCCCCCCUGAAGCCGGCGCCGGCGAGCAGACAGCCAGCUAGCUCGGGGCAGCCCCAAGUCCGUGUACCGAUUUGCUGCGACAUCGAUCGGCCUCUUUUCCUUGCAGUCUGCGCAGUCCCGGCCAGCAUGUCGGUGGAGUUGGAAGAAGCCGACCUGCCUUUGACUGAAGCGGAGGAAGCGCCCCUAGCCCCGGAGAAGAAAGGUGGCGCCAAAAAAGCUAAGGGCGGGGGCUCGUCCCUGUCUCCCUCCAAAAAGAAGAAAAACAACAAGAAGAAGAACCAGCCGGGCAAGUACAGCCAGCUGGUGGUGGAGACGAUUCGGAAGCUGGGCGAGCGCAACGGCUCCUCGCUAGCCAAGAUCUACAAUGAGGCCAAGAAGGUGUCGUGGUUCGACCAGCAGAACGGGCGGACCUACCUGAAAUACUCCAUCAAGGCGCUGGUGCAGAACGACACCCUGCUCCAGGUCAAGGGCACCGGCGCCAACGGCUCCUUCAAGCUCAACAGGAAGAAGCUGGAAGGGGGCAGCGAGGGGAGCGCUGGCAGCAGCGCCCCGAAGUCCCACAAGAAGGCUGCAGCCUCCACCUCCCGGAGGGCGGACAAGAAACCGGCCUCCAAGAGCAAGAAGCCCGAGAAGAAAUCUCACAAGAAAGGCGCCAGCAGCGCAGCCGCCAGGAAAGACAAGGGCAAAGCCAAGAAGGCUACCAAGAAAGCCGCCUCCCCGGGGGGCAAAAAGGUCAAGAAGUCUGCAAAGCCCAAGGCGCUGAAGAGCAGGAAGGCAUGAGGGAGGGGGCAGGGCGCCCCCAUCGCCCCACCACGCUGGGGCGGGGAGAGAGAACAUUUCCCCCCACCCUUCACCCCCUCUCCAGCUCCCCAGCCAUCCGGGGCUUUGAGCCCUAAGACAGACUCUGCUCUGAGGACAGACCCAGGUUAUCCGCGUUGUAUUUGUAUUGCUGGCCUCGCUCUGUAGCCGUCGCCGCGGGCAGGGAAACGGGGGUCAGGGCUGCCCCAGCCUCGCAGCCCAUCCCCCUUGUUUUCUUACUUGGCAGCGCCCAACCCCCACCCGCGAAGGUUUCUGUUCGCCCCCGCCGCAGCCCCAUAUUUACAGGGCUAGGUCCCGCCCCCCUUAGUUUCCAUAGUAGCUAUUUUUCAUAAGCCUCUUCGCUUUUAUGUUCCCUGCUCCACCCCCGGUAGGGGGCGAUGCCACGUGGGUCCCACAGGUCCCGGCACUGGUGCACUGUAGCGGGGGAUGGUGUUUUUUUGGCCUACUUUAGAAUUUUUCGAACAGUGACCACGCCCUCUAUUGGUUCUCGCCCUGGCGCCAUGGAAACGGCCAGUUAGGCGCCAGUUCGUUCUAAUGGCGCCUGGGUACCUCUUAAAGGGCACCUCCCCCCCGUUCGGUGAGCCGCAGCCUGGCCUGCGGGCAGUGCCUGGGGUGCUGUGUGCGGGACCAAGCGUCGUUAGCAGCAGCGGGGCUGCCGCAGCCUUGCGAGUCUUGUACCCUGGUGCGGGGUGACGCUGGUUGUGCGCGUCCUGGGGAAGGUGGGGCGGCCCUCCGCCCUCUAGCGCUUGUACCACGUGUUCAGGAUUCAGAGUCAAUGGCCUUUUUUGUUGUUGGUCAAUAAAUUGUUUAAACCUUU